Molecule: messenger RNA, 3148 nt
Organism: Sarcophilus harrisii (Tasmanian devil)
Lineage: Eukaryota; Metazoa; Chordata; Mammalia; Dasyuromorphia; Dasyuridae
Gene: ZNF362
Product: zinc finger protein 362
Exons: 9
Coding region: 130-1380 (416 amino acids)
Biological process (GO): negative regulation of transcription by RNA polymerase II
Molecular function (GO): DNA-binding transcription repressor activity, RNA polymerase II-specific
Source: RefSeq, a predicted model, not a curated record
CGCGGCGGAGCUCGGGCGGAGGCACGGGCGGCGACGGCGGAGGCGGCGCGGGCUCUUGCUGCAGCCCCAGAGCUGCCCGCCAGCGAGCGGAGCCAGGUCAUAGGGAGCCAGUUUGAACAGAGGAGUGACAUGGUCAGAUCUGUGCAAAAGGGUCUGUCACACACACGGAUGGCCGAACCUCGUUUUAACAACCCCUACUUCUGGCCCCCUCCUCCCACCAUGCCCAGCCAGCUGGACAAUUUGGUAUUGAUCAACAAGAUCAAGGAACAACUGAUGGCAGAGAAGAUUCGGCCCCCACACCUGCCACCCACCUCAGUCUCCUCCCAGCAGCCCCUGUUGGUCCCUCCAUCCCCAGCUGAAAGCAGCCAGUCCAUCAUGUCAUUGCCGAAACUGCAGCAGGUGCCAGGGCUGCACCCGCAGGCUGUGCCCCAGCCCGAUGUGGCCCUGCAUGCCCGGCCCGCCACCAGUACUGUCACAGGUCUGGGGCUGUCCUCCAGGGCCCCCACAGUCAGCACCUCCGAGUCCAGUGCCGGCACAGGGACCAGCACCCCCUCAACACCCACCUCCACCAGCCAGAGCCGCCUCAUAGCCUCCUCCCCUACCCUCAUCUCAGGGAUUACCAGCCCCCCCAUCCUGGACUCCAUCAAGACAAUUCAGGGCCACAGCCUGCUGGGAGCCCCCAAAACAGAGCGGGGCCGCAAGAAGAUCAAGGCAGAAAAUCCCUCUGGACCCCCUGUCCUCGUGGUGCCGUACCCCAUCCUGGCCUCAGGAGAGACUGCCAAAGAGGGGAAGACGUACAGGUGUAAGGUCUGCCCCUUGACCUUCUUCACCAAGUCCGAGAUGCAGAUCCACUCCAAGUCGCACACAGAGGCCAAGCCGCACAAGUGCCCGCACUGCUCCAAGUCCUUUGCCAACGCCUCCUACCUGGCCCAACACCUGCGCAUCCACCUGGGUGUCAAGCCCUAUCACUGCUCCUACUGUGAGAAAUCCUUCCGCCAGCUCUCCCACCUCCAGCAGCACACCAGAAUUCACACUGGAGACAGACCCUACAAGUGCCCACAUCCCGGCUGUGAAAAGGCUUUUACCCAGCUCUCCAACCUCCAGUCUCACCAGCGACAGCACAAUAAAGACAAACCGUACAAGUGUCCGAACUGUUACCGGGCCUACACGGACUCCGCCUCCCUGCAGAUCCACCUCUCCGCCCACGCCAUCAAACACGCCAAGGCCUACUGCUGCAGCAUGUGUGGGCGCGCCUACACCUCGGAGACAUACUUGAUGAAGCACAUGUCCAAACACACUGUGGUGGAGCAUCUGGUCACCCACCAUUCACCCCAAAGGACGGAGUCUCCCGGCAUCCCCGUGCGGAUCUCGCUCAUCUGAAGCCCGGCCCCGCUCCGCGUGCCCCCCCCUCCGGGGCACGGAACCGAGCGGAGCCUCCCCGCCAGCCCCGCUCCGGCCCCUCCCCGCCCGAGGGCCGCCGUCCGCCGCCCCGACCCCCGGGAGUCCCCGCUCUCCUCAGUCCAGUUCCCCGCCGGAGGCCUGGCAGCGCUCCCGGGGCGCGGCCGCCGGGGCCUCGGGACAGUUCGGUGACAUCCAAAGACGAUUUCAGAGCACUUUGAACCUCUCUCUGUUGGGUUGUCUUUAGUUCGCCCCCUCCCCUAUCGGGUUGGUUUUUUCGUUUGUUUUCUUUUCUUUCUACUUCCUUUUAAAAAAUAACAACAGAAAAUAUUUAUUGGCCAAGAAGUUGGUGCUGCUAAAAUGGAAACAUCGAAAGGAGAAUUGGACGGACGGACACGGAGAGCCGCAGGGUGGGGCCCGGGCAGAAAGGGCGCCAGCCGGCCCCGAGGCCCCUGGGAAACCGGGGCACCGCCGGACGCGGCCUCAGGCCCGGGCCUGGGGAAGAGGCGCCGGGGGAGAAGCCGGGGGAGGCGCCGACCCCAGACUGACCUCUCCCCGGGCCGGGCCGGGCCGGCCCCCAGGCCUCCGUGGCUCCCCCCAGAGCGGCUUCCACAGGGAGCAAGCGGCGGAGACUGAGAGAGGCGCCGGCCCCAGCUCUAAGACCAGCCGUCCCCCGCCCUGAGGGGAAGGGCAGAAGGGAGGCCGGGAGCCCCCCUCGGUGGGGAAGCUUGUGAGGUGGAAGUGACCCUGCCCCCUCCCGGCCUCUCCUUGCUCUGACAAUGGUGCUCCCCGGGUUCCCGCCCCCUUGGGCCCUGUGACUCGAGUUGUGAGUGCCCCGUCUACCUCCGGUGCUGGCUAGGAUGAGACUAUUCCUCUACCUCUCCUGACACUCCUGUCUGCUCUGGGACCUGGCCGGGGAGGGAGCGGGGGACGGGCAGAGCCGACCCGGGUGGCCAAGCCCCGGACCCUCCCUGAUCUCCCGGGCAGUCGUCUAGGAAUGCCCCACUCACAUUUCCUCUCCCAGGUUGGGGACCCACCGAGCCCACCUUCCCCAAGGCCGUGUCCAUCCCCCACCCCAGGCUGGGGAGCGGAACCCUACCUGGGAGAGGAUUUUGUGUCUUCCACGCUGGGGUGAGGUCAAGGUAGGCGUAGACAGCCAGGCCAAGUCAGGUCCCCGAAAGCUCACCGAUCACGUGGCCAAUGGCCAUGCUGCAAAAUGGGGAGUGGGCUUUUCCCCUAGCUUCCGGGUCCCCCCACAGGCCCUGAAGAAAUUCAGGCCUCGGGACCCCUCAAGCCCCUCAGACCCAGGAGGCUUUGGCAGGACAGCUGAGAGGGGCCUCAGACUGUUGGGAACUGGGGGAGGGAAGGAUUGGCUCUGGGGGGAGGGGGAGUUUGGGUGGCUCUGGGGCCUUGGACACUUGGUACCUGCCCCAACACAGCCUAAGGCGAGCGAGAGAAGAAUUCUAGGUCACCUCCUCAUACCCAACCUGAUAACGAUGGCACUUAUCACCCUGUGCAAAGGCCCAGGCCAGAGAGCCCCUUCACCCCAUCCCCCAGCCUCCAUCCCUGCAGGGUCCCUCAGGGGUGGAGGGGCACUGAGGAAAGCAGCCGGUCAGAGGCCGGUGGCCAGCCCCAGCACCCCCACCCUGAUCUGAAAGCCAUUCGUGUCUCCCCAUGUAUAUAGGAUCCAUGUACAGAGCCCGGAGGAGCCCCAACAACCCCCUCACCAGAAAGGAAAAAAAAAAAAAAA